Molecule: messenger RNA, 2455 nt
Organism: Mangifera indica (mango)
Lineage: Eukaryota; Viridiplantae; Streptophyta; Magnoliopsida; Sapindales; Anacardiaceae
Product: zinc finger CCCH domain-containing protein 29-like
Exons: 2
Coding region: 168-2183 (671 amino acids)
Molecular function (GO): metal ion binding; protein binding
Source: RefSeq, a predicted model, not a curated record
ACCACAUAAAUAACCCUCUUCACUCGCCUCUCUCUUUGCAACUCAUUCCUCAACAGACUUCUCUUCUACCUAUUUCACACUCUAAACUACAACCAAAACUAUAAGAAAAACCUCUUCAGUUUCUUCUUAUCUUUUACUACAAGUCACAGGUCUUCAUAGGAUUUGGUAUGUGCGGUGGUUCUGACAGUAGACUUUGCGCCUCAAAUUUUCUCAUGGAGGGUGAAUUGCACAAGCAAAAAGAUGUUGACUUGUACACCAAGUCCUCAUAUUUGCUCGAAUUAUCAGCUUCUGAUGAUCUAUCUGCCUUCAAGAAUGAAAUAGAAGUGAGGGGUUUUGAUGUUGAUGAGGCAAGCUUCUGGUAUGCUAGAAAAUUUGGGUCGAAAAAGAUGGGGUUUGAAGAGAGGACCCCACUUAUGAUUGCUGCCAUGUUCGGUAGUCUGGAGGUUUUGAAGUAUAUUAUUGGAACUGGCAAGGUUGAUGUGAAUAGGGCCUGCGGUUCUGAUGGAAGCACUGCACUUCACUGUGCUGUUGCCGGUGGUGCCAACUCUGUGGUUGAGGUUGUCAAGCUCUUGCUUGAUGCAUCUGCUGAUGCUAAUUGUGUUGAUGCUAAUGGUAAUAAACCAAUUGCUUUUGUUGCUCUAGCUAUGAAAUCAUUGCGCAAUUCAAGAAGAAGGGCAGUAGAGCUAUUGUUGAAUGGUGAUCAAACUGUUUUUGAAGAGGAAGAAUUGGAGAAUAUCAAAAUGCCUCAGUUGUCAAAGGAAGGAAUUGAGAAGAAAGAGUAUCCUAUAGAUACAUCUUUGCCCGAUAUAAACAAUGGUAUUUAUGGAACUGAUGAGUUUAGAAUGUAUGCUUUUAAGGUGAAGCCUUGCUCAAGGGCUUAUACACAUGAUUGGACAGAGUGCCCGUUUGUUCAUCCAGGUGAGAAUGCAAGGAGAAGAGACCCUAAGAAGUACCCUUAUAGCUGUGUCCCUUGCCCAGAAUUCCGCAAGGGAUCUUGUCCAAAGGCAGACGGUUGUGAGUAUGCACAUGGUGUUUUUGAGUCCUGGCUACAUCCUGCCCAGUACCGUACCCGGCUUUGCAAGGAUGAGAUUGGUUGCAACCGCAAGGUUUGUUUCUUUGCCCACAAGCCUGAAGAGUUGCGCCCUGUAUAUGCAUCCACUGGUUCAGCUAUGCCUUCUCCGAGCUCUAUUUCAGUCAGUGCAGUCGACAUGGGAACUGUGAGUCCAUUGUCUCUGGGUUCAGCAUCUUUGCCGUUUCCUGCAACUUCAACUCCUCCAAUGUCUCCAUUGGCUGCUGGUUCAACUCCCAAGAGUGGAAACUUGUGGCAGAACAAAGUUAAUGUCACCCCACCUUCCUUGCAGUUGCCUGGUAGCCGGCUGAAGACUGCUUUUAGUGCAAGGGAUUUUGACUUGGAGAUGGAGUUGCUGGGGCUGGAGAACCAGAUCAGCAAUUUGCGGCAACAACAAUUAAGGGAGGAGAUAUCAAGUCUCUCCUCACCAUCUUGUUGGAGCAAGGAAUACACAAGGAUUGGAGAUUUGAAGCGUAACCUUGAUGAUUCUUUUCAACCUCUUGAUCCUUCUGUAUUGUCUCAGUUGCAGGGAGUUUCAACCCAGCUGCAGUCGCCAACUGGACUUCAAAUUCACCAAAAUGUGAGCCAACUACGUGCAAGCUAUCCAGCUACUACACUCUCAUCUUCACCAGUGAGGAAAUCCUCAAAAUUUGGUUAUGAUUCAUCUGCUGCAGUGGCAGCUGCAGUUAUGAACUCAAGGUCAUCUGCCUUCGCCAAGCGAAGCCAGAGCUUUGUUGACCGUGGAGCAGUGACCAGUCGAGCUAGCCUUACAGCACAUUCUAAUCCUGCAUCUAUGAAGUCAACUAAUCUAUCUGAUUGGGGCUCCCCAGAUGGGAAAUUGGAUUGGGGAAUUCAAGGAGAUGAGCUGAGCAAACUUAAGAAGUCAGCUUCAUUCGGGUUCCGAAGCAACAAUCUAACAACAACAAAAUCCACCACUGCAGCAACAGGCUUGAUGCCACCAUCAUCAAAUGUUGACGAGCCUGAUGUAUCCUGGGUUAAUUCCCUGGUGAGAGAUGUUCCUCCAGUAGGAAGUGGAAUGUUUGGCGCUGAGAAGCAGCAACAUAAUUCAUGGAUGGAGCAAUUGUACAUAGAACAGGAGCAAAUGGUGGCAUAAUGAACAUCAAUUUGCUCCUACUUUAUUCUAACUAAAUUGAUAUUCUUUCUUGUUCUUAUUUGUAUUCCACCAUUGUAGUCAAACUUUAGGAAGAACAAAAAUGAGGAAAAGCAAGAUGGAAACAGAGAAGAAAAGAUUUGUUAAUUUUUUUACUUAAUUAUUUUCACCCUCCUCGGGGAGAUUGAUUUGCUUGCUUAUCGGCAAAAGAAUGUGCCUUAUUCAACCGUCAUCUUACAUAAAUGUAAUGAUAUUCAUUUAGCUACUUUUCUCAA